Molecule: messenger RNA, 3757 nt
Organism: Actinia tenebrosa (Australian red waratah sea anemone)
Lineage: Eukaryota; Metazoa; Cnidaria; Anthozoa; Actiniaria; Actiniidae
Biological process (GO): regulation of apoptotic process
Molecular function (GO): protein binding
Source: RefSeq, a predicted model, not a curated record
AUGGAAAAAAUUCCAGUGAAUGGGAACCUUAACCCUGACUUUUUUUUAGAUGAAAGAUCAGUUAUUUCAUUCUUCCUGAAGGAGGAGCUUCACAACUUUGACAGAAAAAAGUUAUUAAAUUUCAAAACAGUUCUUUAUAAAUCCUUGAAGCUUGUACCAUCUGAGGUUUCUUGGAUUGGAAAAACUUGGGGUACAGAGAAUAAGAUUAUUUUUCAACUGCCUUGUGAGGUUGUGCCCUUAUUAAGGCACUGCACAGCGUGGAAGAAGGACUGGCUGUUCUCUUUGGGUGUGAAGGGUAUUCAAGUCAAUAAGGAAGAUAUUAUACCUGUGGUUGAUAUAAGGGUAUCUCAACUGAGAUUGCAAGAGGAUCCAGUUCUUGUUUCUCCCUUCUUACGAACCAACGAUGCCUCUAGAGUAGGCGACGUCUCCGAGUUGCGUCGAGUAUUGAGCUCAGUGCCACAUAGCAAAAGAGCAUCUUUACUGAAUUCAAGGAUCGAUGGAGCAACUCCUCUUAUCACAGCCUCCAAAAAUGGGAAUCUAGCUGUGGUUCAGUGCUUAGUAGACGAGUAUGGUGUGGAUUUAGAGCAGGAGGGGACAGUCAAAGUGGAAGAGGAUCUUAUCGAAUGCUGUACAGCUCUUUGGAUGGCCUGUUUAGGUGGUCAUAUUGGUGUAGUAAGGUUUCUUAUUGAGAGAGGUGCGGAGGUGAAUCAUUCUACUUUAACAUCAUCCACGCCUCUUAGAGCUGCCUCUUUUAACGGGCAUACCGAGGUUGUGAGAUACCUCUUGGCUAACGGUGCUGAUGUCAAUCAAAAGAACCAGGAUGGGAAUACCUGCGUAAUGGUGGCUUGUUGGAAUGCUCAUUUAGGAACAUUUGCCUUGCUGAGGAACUCUGGCGCUGAUUUAAACGUGAAGGAUAACCAAGGUUUUGGCUUAGUGCAUUGCGCAACAGCUGCUAACAACCUAAGCCUCCUUCAUGAAUUGUUGUCACACGAAGCAGAUGUUAAUGCCAAGACAGCUGACGGUAUAACACCGCUCAUGCUUGCCUGCGAGAAAAACCACUCUGAUGUAUCCUUGCUGCUGUUACAGCGCAAUGCCAAAGUGAACGAGCGGUCAUCGAAAGGACUGACAGCCGUUCACUUCUGUGCUUUGUCAAACAGUCAGACAAGUCUUCAGCACUUGAUGGACUAUAAUGCCGACCUCUGCUUGCCCACGCAGCGAGGUAGCACAUCUCUGAUGCUCGCUUGCGCCAAAGGCUAUCCUUCUAUUGUCACAGCUCUACUUAGGAACAUAGCUAAGCAGCGCCUGAAGAAUGAAUUUGGCAAGGCUUCGGGACCUUCAGGAUCACAGAAACUUCCCCAUAACUACGAAAUAAACCAAGGUAAUGAGAAUCGAGAGACGUGCCUCAUGUUGGCGUGUGAGAGAGGCAGUGCUGAGAUAGUAAGAAUCUUACUUGACGAAGGAGCAGAUCCAGCACUGGCAGACAUCAAGGGAGUCACGCCUCUCAUAAUAACAUGCAAGAGAGGGCAUGAAAAAAUAGUACCUUUACUUCUGAAGAAAGGAUCCAAAGUCAACGUGCAGGACGAGGAUGGUAACACACCGCUACACAUGUGUAUCAAGUUCUACCGCGAAUUUUCUGGCCAUCGCAAAUGCGUAGAGCUUCUCUUAGACGCCGGGUCUAAUCUCGAUAUUAAAAACAAAGAAGGCUUGUCUCCUGUUAUGUUGGCUUUGAAAACCAAGGUCUGGUUUGGACAUGCAGUCGAGGCUUUCUAUGAACGCGGUGGCGACUUGGUAACCAGUUUCACGGGUGAAAACGGCGACUCUGCGUUUCACAAAUGCGCUCGUUCUGGAGACCUGUUAUCAAUGACGUUUCUUAUGGGAACAAAUCCCAGAGGACCGCUUUUGACUAAUAAUGAUGGAGAUACAGCACUUUGGGCAGCGGCAUUAGAAGGGAAUGACGCCAUGGCCCGAACAUUGAUUAACACCCUUCCUGGACUCUCGACGCAGGAGAAGGUAGAAGCCUUUGAGCUCUUGGGUGUCGGUUUCCUGGCGAAAGACAUCGCGAGAGACUGGGACACCAAUUCAGUCAUUGGUUUUUGGCAGGAAGCUAUGACACUUCGUAAAAACAACGGGCUUCAAGUUCCUUAUAUACAGCCCUGCGCUUUUCCCCUCGAGUACUUCAUCGAAGCACGAAACGCUUCGGAACUCGAAGACUACAAGACUAAUGCCAGCGUCCUGACGGCCCAGGCUUUGCAGAUUUGUAUCCGUCUGUUGCCAAGGCAUAAUUCUCGUCUCCCUGCCUUGCUAGGCACUGUCGGCGAGAGAUUUGCGCAAAUCGGGGAAUUCUGUCGCAGUUUGAACGUAUGGCUAUACGUUCUUGACAUUCAACUUGAAAAUAUCUCCAACGGGAAUGUCGGGAUUGAAGAACUGAUGAAUACAUUCCGUUGCUUUGCCGAUGCUUUCGGGUUCGUUCUCAGUCGUAACGCAGAUAUCCUUUCGUAUGAUAUCGUUUAUAAGGUAGUUAAACGUGCUUUGACAAGUCUUACCACUUUCUCCGCUGUUUUUGAAGUACGCGACACCCUCAUGCCAUACUUGAUCCACUAUUUCUCGUCGUUGCUCCAAAUUUCCAACAACCAAAGGGAAUCCUCUGCCACCAUUGAUAUUGUUCGGGCCUUUGUUCGUCUAGGUCUUCGUACAAAAGAAAGUAAUUCAACUCUUCUGCACAUUGCUGUUGCGUCUAAAACCGGCGACAUCAGCUCAUUAAAAGAACAUCUUCACUUCCCGAACGUUGCAGUUUGCGAGCUUCUUGUCGAAUGUGGUAUCGACAUAGACGCCCUAGAUACCAACCGCAACACGGCAUUGCAUAUCUUACUAACCAAAGGCCACGCUGAGUUGAACGUUCUCCAGUACUUACUCAAUGCUGGAUCCCACAUCGAUGCGAGAAAUAACAAAGGCAAGACGGCCAUUGAGCUUUCUCGGUGUCUUAAGAUCCACCAGGAAAUAAGAUCUAUCGGGAUUGUAUCGAUGCUUCAGUGCAUUGCCGCCCAGUGCAUCGUUAAACACCGAAUCACUUAUCAAGGUUUCGUCCCGAAACGUUUGGAACCAUUCAUCGAACUACACUGAUAUAGGCCCUUUGCAGUACUUUGGAAUGCAGCUCAAAAUGGAGGACAAAACAAUAGGUUUCAUAUCUUAGGAGAUUGGAAUUCUUUUGUUUUGUCCCCCAGAUGGAGCUGCUUUGACGUGACAUGCAAAGGGUCUAUUGACUGAAUAGGACGUUUACAUGAUGGCGUCAUUGACCUCUUAUCCCCAGACUCCUUUGCACUAUUUCAUUUGUUCAGUCAAUUAGCACCAAUUGUCUUACUAUUCUCAUGAGGGAAUACAAAUUUGAAUAAGAAAGAAAAUUCGCGAAGCAUUAUGGUAGUGGGAGUCAAAUGACGCCAUCAUGCAAGCGUCCUACUGCAUACAUUUUUAACUAUUUCCAAGAGAUCUUACGGGCAGCAAUGUUGGUGGUAUAAACAAAGGCAGAAGUUUAUAUCUAGAUCUAGUUACUUCUGACAAAGGAGGUAAUAAAGAUCUCCAACAUGGUGUCUAUGACGUAAUACGCAAGCAAAGAACUUUAAUUCUAUUUAAAAGUUAAUCAAUUUGUAAGAAAUUGUUAAUUUUAAUUUAAUAGGAUUGAAUUUUUUCUUUAUAAUGUCAGAUUGAGUUUUACUAAAAGGAUGAUACUAUGAUAGGAAUAAAGUCUUAUUAUUUUAAUGAU